Molecule: messenger RNA, 3516 nt
Organism: Fraxinus pennsylvanica
Lineage: Eukaryota; Viridiplantae; Streptophyta; Magnoliopsida; Lamiales; Oleaceae
Source: the annotation of a GenBank genome assembly
AUGGGCUAUAGCCCAGCCCUUCUUUUGAAACAUGCAUCACUAGAAAAUAGUGUUGGCUGGGAAAAUAAGGGGAUCCUUGAGAUCGGAGAAAUUCGACCUGAUUGGUUUGUGACGAUGAUUAGCAUUUUGAUGGAUUUAACACAACAAUACAUAUAUAUUACUAUGCAGCAAUCCAAGCCUCCAAGACACGUUCUUUCCUCCUUAUUAAUCUUUAAAUCGAAUAAAUUCAGUUUCGGCGGGCUUGCUUGUAACGAAAUGGCGGAAGAAUAUGGGAAGAGCUUUGCACGCAGAGAUCGUCUUUUGGAAAUCGAGUCUAAAGUCCAGAAGUGGUGGGAAGAGGGUGAUGUGUUCAAGGCUGAAGCCAAGGACUUGCCUCCCAAACCAGGUGAUAAGUUCUUUGGGAACUUUCCAUUUCCCUAUAUGAAUGGUUAUCUGCACUUGGGACAUGCCUUUUCCCUAUCGAAACUUGAAUUUGCUGCGGCUUAUCAUAGAUUGAGGGGUGCAAAUGUGCUCUUGCCUUUUGCUUUUCAUUGUACUGGGAUGCCCAUUAAGGCCUCAGCCGAUAAGAUUAAAAGGGAGAUUGAGAUGUUUGGAUGCCCACCUGUGUUUCCUGUUGUAAAGGAGGAGGAAGAUGCUGAGCAAGAAGGGAAACCCAAGGGCGAGAGUGCAGGAAAUCAGACUCAACCUGGUGGUAAGUUUAAGGGUAAGAAAUCGAAGGUUGUUGCUAAGUCUGAUGGUGUCAAGUACCAGUGGGAGAUUAUGAAGAGUUACGGUAUGACUGAUGAGGAGAUUGAGAAGUUCAAAGAUCCAUACCACUGGCUGACCUUUUUCCCGCCUCUAGCUGUGGAGGAUUUGAAGGCUUUCGGGUUGGGAUGUGAUUGGAGGCGAACUUUUAUCACAACAGAUAUGAAUCCUUAUUUUGAUUCAUUCGUCCGGUGGCAGAUGAGGAAAUUGAAAUCAAUGGGUAAGAUUGUUAAGGACUUAAGAUAUACUAUAUAUUCACCUUUGGAUGGGCAGCCCUGUGCAGAUCAUGACCGGGCUUCUGGGGAAGGUGUUAUUCCGCAGGAGUAUACACUCGUAAAAAUUGAUGUUGUCUCACCUUUUCCGCCAAAGAUGAGCGUUUUGGAGGGCAAGAAGGUAUAUCUUGCUGCUGCUACAUUGAGACCAGAGACCAUGUACGGGCAAACAAAUUGUUGGGUAUUGCCAGAUGGGAAAUAUGGGGCUUUUGAAAUUAACGAUACGGAUGUGUUUAUCUUAACAAAGAGGGCAGCUCUGAAUUUGGCUUAUCAAGGGCUGUCACGCAUUCCCGAGAAGCCAACUUGUUUGGUUGAGGUGACUGGUCAAGAUCUUAUUGGUUUGCCUCUGAGAUCUCCUUUGGCAUUUAAUGAUAUCAUAUAUACUCUGCCCAUGUUAUCAGUUCUCACCGACAAGGGUACUGGGAUUGUUACUAGUGUUCCCAGUGAUUCUCCUGAUGAUUACAUGGCCCUCCAUGAUUUGAAAUCAAAGCCAGCAUUCAGAGCCAAGUUUGGCGUGAAGGACGAGUGGGUUGUACCAUUUGAGAUCAUACCUAUCAUUCACCACCCAGAUUUUGGAGAUAAGUCUGCAGAGAGAAUAUGCCAUGAGAAAAAAAUCAAAAGCCAGAAUGAGAGGGAAAAGCUUGAUGAAGCGAAGAAAAUAAUCUACAAGGGAGGAUUCUAUGAGGGAACCAUGAUUGUUGGAGAGUUUGCAGGAAUGAAAGUCCAAGAAACCAAAAGUCUAAUCAGGAGCAAGCUUCUAGAGCUUGGUCAAGCCGUUGUCUACAGUGAACCCGAAAAGAAGGUCAUGUCAAGAUCUGGGGAUGAGUGUGUCGUGGCUUUGACUGAUCAAUGGUAUAUCACUUAUGGAGAACCAGAAUGGAAGAAAUCAGCAGAUGAGUGUUUGGCUGACAUGAAUCUCUACUCAGAUGAGUCACGGCAUGGCUUUGAGUACACCUUAAGCUGGCUGAAUCAGUGGGCAUGCUCACGUAAUUUUGGGCUUGGAACUCGUAUUCCUUGGGAUGAGGACUUUUUAGUUGAGUCUUUGUCCGAUUCAACUCUUUACAUGGCAUAUUACACUGUAGCCCAUCUGUUGCAGAGAGGCGAUAUGUAUGGUACCGAUAAAACUUUAGUAAAACCAGAGCAACUAACAGACGAUGUUUGGGAUUUCUUAUUUGUUGGUGGGCCAUAUCCCGACUCAUCAGUUAUAUCUCCUUCUCAGCUUAUUGAGAUGAAGAAAGAAUUUGAGUAUUGGUAUCCAUUUGAUCUCAGAGUUUCUGGCAAGGAUCUUAUUCAGAAUCAUCUUACCUUUUGCAUAUAUAAUCACGUAGCAAUCAUGCCCAAGCACCACUGGCCUCGGGGAUUCAGGUGCAAUGGACACAUAAUGCUGAACUCUGAGAAAAUGUCGAAGUCCACAGGGAACUUCAGGACAGUUCGUCAAGCUAUUGAGGAGUUUUCAGCUGAUGCUACGAGAUUCUCUCUCGCAGAUGCGGGUGAUGGUAUGGACGAUGCCAAUUUUGUCUUCGAGACAGCGAAUGCUGCAAUCUUACGCCUGACAAAAGAGAUGGUGUGGAUGGAAGAGCUUUUUGAAGCUGAGUCAUCUUUGAGAAGUGGUCCCCCUUCCACUUAUGCAGAUCACGUGUUUGCAAAUGAAAUGAAUAUAGCAGUCAAGAUGACUGAGAAGAACUAUAGUGAGUACUUGUUUCGGGAAGCUCUGAAAACUGGUUUCUAUGAUCUUCAGGCUGCAAGGGAUGAGUAUAGGCUUUCUUGCGGAUCAGGGGGCAUGAACCGUGAUUUAUUGUGGCGCUUUAUGGAUAUUCAGACAUGUCUAAUUGCUCCUAUCUGUCCGCAUUAUGCCGAAUAUGUCUGGAAGGAGCUGUUGAAGAAGGACGGAUACGUCGUAAAAGCUGGGUGGCCUCAAGCUGAUUUGCCAGAUCUCUCUCUCAAAAUGGCCAACAAAUACUUGCAAGAUUCAAUUGUAUCUAUGAGGAAGCUUUUGCAGAAACAGAUUACGGGUUCCAAAAAAGGUAAUGUAAGUAUACCUAAUAGCCAAAAUAAGCCAACUGUUGGUCUAAUAUUUGUGAAUGAGCAGUAUGAUGGGUGGAAAAAAGAAUGCUUGAACAUACUCCAGAAGAAGUUCAACACCGUAACACAAUCCUUUGCACCCGAUGAAGAGAUCCUUUCUGAAAUGCAGAGAAGUGCAAUUGGACAGCAAGGCAAUUUCAAACAAAUGCAGAAGCUAUGUAUGCCUUUCUUGAGGUUCAAGAAGGACGAAGUUAUGGCUGUCGGGGUUCAAGCAUUGGAUCUGAAGCUGCCCUUUGGUGAAAUUGAGGUUCUAAAGGAGAACUUGGAACCGAUCAAGCGACAAUUAGGGCUUGAUUGUCUGGAAGUUUUGUCUGCUACAGAUGCUGAUGCUAUCGAGAAAGCAGGGACUCAUGCCACUCUUUUGAAGUCUAAUCCACCAUCCCCUGGAAAUCCAACCACAAUCUUUAUGAAUGAAUGA